Molecule: messenger RNA, 885 nt
Organism: Diutina rugosa
Lineage: Eukaryota; Fungi; Ascomycota; Pichiomycetes; Serinales; Debaryomycetaceae
Gene: MCR1
Product: cytochrome-b5 reductase
Exons: 1
Coding region: 1-885 (294 amino acids)
Biological process (GO): ergosterol biosynthetic process
Molecular function (GO): cytochrome-b5 reductase activity, acting on NAD(P)H
Source: RefSeq, a predicted model, not a curated record
AUGUUCGCUAGAAUCACCCAAUCGAAGUUAACUAUCCCUCUCGCCGUCACUGCCGCUGGUCUCGGUUUCUACGUCAUGUCUGCUCGCCAAUUGUCCAACGAAGCCCAAAAGGUGUUCAAAGGUGACGACCAAUGGGUCGACCUUAAGCUCACCAAGAAGACCAAAUUGACCCACGACACCUCGCACUACACUUUCGACUUUGGCAACAAGGACGCCGAGUCGGGGUUGAUCACCGCCUCGUGCGUGCUCACCAAGUACGUUACUGCUAAGGGUAACAACGUCAUCAGACCCUACACCCCCGUGUCGGACCCGUCGCAAAAGGGUACCGUCGACUUUAUCAUCAAGACCUACGAACAAGGGAAGAUGUCGAAGCACAUUGACGAGUUGAAGGAAGGCGACACCUUGUCGUUCAAGGGCCCCAUCGUCAAGUGGAAGUGGGAACCCAACCAAUUCGACUCGGUGGCGUUGAUCGGCGGUGGUACCGGUAUCACCCCGUUGUGGCAAUUGUUGCACACGAUCGCCUCCAACCCUGCCGACAAGACUAAGGUGCAAUUGUUCUACGGGUCCCAGUCGGUCGAUGACAUCAUCGCCCGCAAGGAGAUCGAUGAGAUCGCCGCCGCCCACCCCGACCAGGUGCAAGUGUUCUACUACAUUGACAACGGCAAGGACGACGCCUCCAAGCACAUCUUCAAGGGCUACAUCAACAAGGAAGCCUUGCAAAAGAACUUGCCCGGUCCUUCGCCCAAGCUGAAGGUGUUCGUCUGUGGCCCCCCCGGUUUGUACAAGGCGAUCUCCGGCGCCAAGGUGUCGCCCACCGACCAAGGCGAAGUCAGCGGUAUCUUGGGUGAGCUUGGCUACACCAAGGACAACGUGUUUAAGUUGUAA